Molecule: messenger RNA, 2544 nt
Organism: Cephus cinctus (wheat stem sawfly)
Lineage: Eukaryota; Metazoa; Arthropoda; Insecta; Hymenoptera; Cephidae
Product: muscle M-line assembly protein unc-89
Exons: 7
Coding region: 388-2220 (610 amino acids)
Source: RefSeq, a predicted model, not a curated record
GAACAACCGGCAGUCUUUCACGGAUAGUCGAGCCGUAAGGUCUUUCGCUGUGGCGAUAUUUGUCGUCCACGACAACGCCAGUCGUCGCGACGCUCAUGAGUGCUGUGUUACUGUAGUUGAUACGUCGAUUAUAGGUAGAAAGUUCACAGAUAUUACCAGUGGUUAACAAACAGCUUCGAAUGCGAGAAUUCUAGUUAAAUCUUCGAGGUUUCUACGGGACUCAAGGGCACAACGUAACUCGUUAUCUGGCGAGAAGGUAAAGUUUGUAUGCAGAAUGAGAUGAGAUUAAAAAGUGACGCAACGGAAGCUCCAAGAGUGUACAGAGACCUGACUAAGAGGCGCGACGUGAUAUCAUAUAUCUAAUCAGAGAAAAAUUUAUAAAUAAACAUGUCAGGAUCAAGACGAACCAGCAUAACGAUCUACGAUUAUCCAGAACAUUUGAAUCCGUUCAAAGACAAUAAUACGAAUGUAGAACUUCGAGGAAACGGCGAGAGCAAGUCAUUCGGUAAAGAAGGAAAGAACAAAUUUUGGACUUUUGGUCGAAGCAGGAAGAAGAGGUCUCACAGUUUCUCUAUUAAAUCAACAUGGAAUGGAAUUUUUGGAAAGCGCAAAGACACGCCCGAACCUGCAGAAAGACGGACGACGAUAACCACAGUUUCGUCGACUUAUCAGAAAGCUGCGUUUAAUGAGAGACCCGUGGCGCCACCUAGAAUAUCACGGGAUCAGCAGGAGUUCGAUGAAGCAUUAGGGACUCUUACCAGAAGAAGGAAAUACACUUUCGAUGAAAGUUCAAGAUACGAUUCAAAUUUGACUGUAAAUGGCGACCCAGCACGUAUAUAUGAUGGCAGUCCUCAGGAUACAACGGCGUCCAUUAUGGGUGACCUUACCCCGAAACCUCCAGCUCGAAGAUUUGGACAAGUUAGUCCCAGGCCAAAGGAAAAGAUACCACCGUUAAAUUUUGACGAUAAGGAUCCCAAGGGAAAUGAAAAUAGUGAGGAUUAUAGGGGACCAGAUCAAACACCCGUUCCACCAAAGAGAUUUGGUCAGAGAUUAUCACAGAGAUUAAUUGUGUCCAAUCACGAGCCAGAAGAAGAAACUUUCCUGAGGAAUGAAAAAUCAUCCGAUCUUUCUCUACGAGAUGAGAAUGAGAAUGUUCCAGAGGAUUAUGCUUUCAGAAGAUGUAGUCGGGAUGCUGUAAGAAGAUCGAACUUGUCAAUCAAUAGUUGCGUGUCUAUUGGCAGUACAGCUAGUGCAUUUGGACGUAAAAAACGACGAGCGCCACAACCACCUCGAUCUAGAGAUGAGGUUGAGGUUACUAAGGAUAAGGAAAUGUCACUGUCGGUAGGAUCAAGUGAUACAGCGAAGGUCGUGUUGAGGAUAUCCGAGCCCAUUGACAUCAGUCAUGUCACGGAGAACAUUGAAGAGAUGACAAAGAAGAGUCAGGUAAUUGAUGAAACUUCAGAAUCACUUCCGGAAUCUGAAAAGCAAUCGGACGUGAGCAUAAAGGUGUCACCAGCAGAGGAUACUCAGAAAGAAUUAAAGGAAGAGUCCUUGGACAAAUCAUUGAAUGAGGAUUCGGUGAAUCCUGAGAGAAUUGAAAUUCCAGUGGAUGAGAUAGAGAUAACAAGAGAUGUCGAGGAGAAGCUUGAAAUCCUGAAGAAUGUAGAAAGCAUGUCCGACGAUGAUGACGUAUGUUUCAGGAAGAAAGGAUCCUCCGGGACGCUGUCAAGGAGUGACAGCUUCUCCGUGAAGGAAGAGAUUGAGAAAAUAGAAAAGCAGAUAAAAGCACUCGAAGCUAAAAAUGAUGAACGUAGGAAUUCUGAAAACGAUGAAAUCGCGACCGCGAGACUUUCGAUUCAGGCAAAUAGACGGAGCUUCUUUAAGAAUAUGGUGGACGAUCCGCAUAAUGGGGUUAAAAUUGAAUUUAAGGAAUUACCAAGAGCGCAACAAGAUAUUAGUAUUGUUCGCUUAACGGAACCCCCUGUUCCUGUUGAUGCGCCAAGAGAACCGGUCAAAAUUGUUGAGCUACAUAUCUCGGAACCGAUUAGACAAAAACCGGAAAUUGUCGGCGAAGGUGAUGUUAAUCCUCUGCCAAAGCCUCAAAGAAGACACAGCGCCUUGGAUAAUUUGAAUAAUGAGCAGUCAAAAGCGAUUAAUAAUUCCAGAAGGUCAGUUGAACCGGAGGAAAUGACGUCAGGACAGAAAGGCAAUUCCUUGUGAAUGACAUCCGUUUCGUUUGUCGGUGCUGUUUUAUAGAAAAGCGAAAAACUAAGAUUUGGCCAUUUGUUUAUGCACUAUCGGCAACUCUAACUAAUGGAGCAUAAUUAACGAGCAUUGCUUUGGGUUCUUUUGUGCAAUAGUAAUGCUUUGAAAAUUUUAUCAUCGAUCAGAGAUCUUGAUGAUUGUAGAUGACGUGCCUUCGAUGCUGGUUUCGUUAUUUUUAGGAAUAAUAUUAUUGUAUAAUUAGAAUUUUCAUUAUUUAUUGAUACGAAAUAAAAAUAAGGUAAACCGAAGAAAAAGGAGGUAAACCGUUUCAUUUUCCAA